Zea mays is the source of this 1461-nucleotide messenger RNA. Its product is annotated as E3 ubiquitin-protein ligase. The coding region runs from base 45 to 1109 and encodes 354 amino acids. Gene Ontology annotation, molecular function: ubiquitin protein ligase activity. Lineage: Eukaryota; Viridiplantae; Streptophyta; Magnoliopsida; Poales; Poaceae. The record is from RefSeq and is marked validated. Gene Ontology annotation, biological process: protein ubiquitination; ubiquitin-dependent protein catabolic process. Gene Ontology annotation, cellular component: plant-type vacuole. The transcript is spliced from 5 exons.
CGCCCCCCAAAGCAGUGCCAGGGUCUGGCUGACUGGCUCCCACCAUGGCAUCGACCUCUCCGCACCGCUCCUCCGGCGGGGAUCCACCUUCCUCGUCCACGCCCCUCAUCUCCUCGCCGACCUCCCCGGCAUCCGGCUCCCCCGGCGGCCCGCUAGGGCGGCUCACGAGCCUCCGCGGCGCAGCGCGGUUCAUCCGGCGCACGGGGAGCCGGAGUUUGAUGAGGGAGCCCUCCGUGGCGGUGCGGGAGACGGCCGCCGAGCACCUAGAGGAGCGUCAGACCGACUGGGCCUACUCUAAGCCUGUCGUCGUGGUCGACAUGCUCUGGAACGUCGCCUUCGUCGCAAUCGCCGCGGCCGUCCUCGCCGCGUCGCUGGGCGAGAGUCCCGCUGUGCCUCUCCGCGUCUGGAUCGCGGGCUACGUGCUCCAGUGCCUCCUCCACAUCCUCUGCGUCACAGUCGAAUACAGGCGUCGACGCAGGACCCAGGAGGGAGCGGGUGUUGAGGACUUCAAGUUCAGUAUUGUGAAGCACUUGGAGUCUGCAAACACGAUGUUUUCCUUUAUUUGGUGGAUCCUUGGGUUCUAUUGGGUGUCUGCAGGUGGUCAAGCUUUAUCACAUGAUGCUCCUCAGCUUUAUUGGCUGACAAUUGUUUUUCUGGCAUUUGAUGUUUUCUUUGUGGUCUUCUGUAUUGCUUUGGCUUGUGUGAUUGGAAUCGCUGUUUGUUGCUGCCUUCCGUGCAUUAUUGGUAUCUUGUAUGCUGUAACUGAUCAGGAGGAGGGAGCAUCUGAAGAUGACGUAAACAACCUUUCCAAAUUCAAAUUUCGGACAAUGAGUGAUGCAGACAAGCUAGCUGCCGGCAUUGCAGCACCUGUGGGUGGAGUGAUGACAGAGUGCGGUACCAAUCCUCCUGUCGAACAUAUUCUUUCGGCUGAGGAUGCAGAGUGCUGUAUCUGCCUAUGCCCGUACGAAGAUGGCGUGGAACUGCGUGAGCUCCCUUGCAACCACCAUUUUCACUGCAGCUGUAUAGACAAGUGGCUUCACAUAAAUGCUACAUGCCCAUUGUGCAAGUUCAACAUCGUCAAGAGCAAUCUCCACAGAGAAGAGGUCUAGGUCAAUAAGGAAAAAAAUAAUAAUCAUGGCAGCACAUUUCGGCAUGUCCCAUCCCAGCUGUGCUCGUCAGUAUUGCCACAUUUGCCAACUGGAGUUGUGAUUACCUGUCUUGUAGUCAAGUCAUAAAAGUCACUGGUGAUGCGCAGGUGGUUGCAAUGUCGGUUCUCGUGAAUAUUCCUUGUAACAGUUUGCUGCAGGGGCUGUACAUUCUCGUUCUGCUCGAUCUGAUUGCAUUGCGAUUUAUUUGUACAUGAACACGUGACCAUGUUGGAUCAUGAAAGCAGUCAGUCAUUUGUAAAAUGAUUCAUGAAUCGGAGGCUAGUAUGCAGGCUGCUAUUAGCCAAAUCCUCUC